Empidonax traillii (willow flycatcher) is the source of this 3341-nucleotide messenger RNA. It is a transcript of the gene B3GNT5, whose product is annotated as UDP-GlcNAc:betaGal beta-1,3-N-acetylglucosaminyltransferase 5. Bases 449 to 1585 code for a protein of 378 amino acids. Gene Ontology annotation, biological process: brain development. The transcript is spliced from 2 exons. Gene Ontology annotation, cellular component: membrane. The record is from RefSeq and is a predicted model, not a curated record. NCBI's taxonomy places the organism in Eukaryota, Metazoa, Chordata, Aves, Passeriformes, Tyrannidae.
AACUCGCGGCGCUUCUCGAGCCCCGCAGCUGUCGAGUCCAGCGGGCGCACCCAGCGCGGGGCCGGGGCGGAGCGGCGGGGCCGUCCUGGCGCUCCGCGGGGGAAGAAUUGGCAGGUGUUCAUCUUCAUGAAGGAGGGGAACACAUGAGAAGAUCUGAUUAGAACCACAGUGUUUGUUUCAAGAUGCCCCAAAGGGAAAAUACUCAUCUGCGAGUCUCAUCUUUCAAAACUGCCUGUGUUCUUUCAAUCAAAGAAAAACGUUUUUUGAGAAAGAUGACUUAUGAAGUCUGUGAACAAAGCUGGCUUCACAAGGAUACUGAGUGAAAGACAUCAUGCCUUACAAGGGACACUUAUCUUGAAGGGGUGACACUGUGCUCUUAAACAAAAACACACGCACUUGAAAAACACUGAUCCUGAACAGGAAUAAGGAUUAUAAAAACUGCAUCAGAAUGUUUAUUAGUCCCAGAAGAGUCAGAAAAUGCCAUUUUUUGCAGAUAUUUGCCACUUGCUUCAUACUGUGUCUCAUGAUUUUUUGGGGACCAUUUGAUAAUCACAUUGUGAGCCAUAUGAAGUCCUACUCCUACAGAUACCUCAUAAAUAGCUACCAUUUUGUGAAUGACAGCCUGUCUAUCAGCAGGGAUAACCUGGACAGAGUAUCGAGCUACCAAUACUUGAUUAACCACAGAGAGAAAUGUCAGCAGCAGGAUGUCCUUCUCCUAUUGUUUGUGAAGACUUCUCCUGAAAACCGUCAUCGGAGGGAUGCAAUCAGACAGACUUGGGGUAAUGAGAAGUAUGUUCGUUCUCAACUUAAUGCCAACAUUAAAACUCUUUUUGCUUUAGGACGACCAACAGACCAUCUGCAGAAAACAUGGCAGCAAAGGGAACUUGAGUUUGAAGACCAGAAAUACCAUGAUUUGAUUCAGCAAGACUUCUUGGAUACUUUUCACAAUCUUACUCUAAAAUUGCUUUUGCAGUUUAGCUGGGUGAAUGCCUACUGUCCUCAUGCCAGGUUCAUUAUGUCUGCAGAUGAUGACAUAUUUAUCCAUAUGCCAAAUCUUGUUGCUUAUCUCCAAAGUCUAACACAAAUGGGUGUUCAAGAUCUCUGGAUUGGCCGUGUCCAUCGUGGAUCCCCUCCCGUAAGAGACAAGAGUAGCAAAUAUUACGUUCCAUAUGAAAUGUACCAGUGGCCCUCUUACCCUGACUACACCGCAGGAGCUGCAUAUGUCAUAUCCAGUGAUGUAGCAGCUAAAGUCUAUGAGGCUUCACUGACUCUCAAUACAAGUCUUUAUAUAGAUGAUGUUUUCAUGGGUCUCUGUGCCAAUAAAAUGGGAAUUGUACCACAAUAUCAUGUAUUUUUUUCUGGGGAAGGAAAGGCUCCAUAUCAUCCCUGCAUUUAUAACAAGAUGAUGACAUCUCACGGACACGUAGAUGAUCUUCGCCAGCUCUGGAAGCAGGCUACAGAUCCCAAAGUUAAAAAGAUUUCUUCAGGGAUUUGGGGUAGAAUAUACUGCAGACUAGUCAAUAUUGUGCUUCUCUGUAAACUGCACUAUGAGGACACAUAUCCUUGUUCAGCUGCAUUUUCUUAAUACUUGAAUAUCUGCACAGAAGAUCCACUGAGCCAAAACAGAGCAACAACUUUUUAGGUGUUUAUUCAAAAUAUAUGUAAACAUGGAAAGAGGUAAAAUUUACAUGUAUUUGGGGUGGGCAGGGGGAGAGGAAGAAGAUGGUCCCAGAUUUUGUUCAGAAACUUAUUGGAAUAGCUCUCCUGUUGUACUGCAACUUUUUACAUUGUAGCCUGUUUUUUUACACUCUUCAAGGGAUGCAAGUCUGGAUUAUAAAUGAACUAUAAUAGACUUCUAGACUUUGAAAUGCUUGUUGAAAAUGUUUGUUCCUUUGAACUUGUCAGUAAGUCUUGAGGUUUUUUUUUUUAAAGAUAUGUGAACUAAGGCAUGUGGCAAAACAAAAAUCUGUUAUAUCAAAAUGGAAUAGACCUUUCAAAACGUAAGGAAAGUGGAACUUCUGACUUGAUGAAUGAGAGUAUUGCAGUAGUUUAAGGCAGUGUAAACUCAUUACAAACAUUCACCAUUUCUCAGUGUUUCAUCGAAAGUCAGCCUGGACCUGCACAGUUGACAAACAGUGAGUGCUAGAAGUAAAGCCCUGCUGCAAUUGUUCUCUCGAAGUUCCGUGAAUCUUUGAAACAGGGAAGCAGUGUUUGAAUGCCCUCUGACUUGGUGGUUUUAAGUGAAAAAGGAGCUCCCUUUAGAACUUGAAGUGAUAAAAAUCAAAUACUGCUCAUGUAAGUGGUUUGGUUAAUAUUUCUCUGCCUUCUGAAAACUGAAUCAGUGUAUUUAAACAGUCCCAUCUUUAAUAAGCAAAUAAGUUAAAUGAGUUUUCUUUUAAGAAUGCUUCUGUUUUCCAAUAUUCAUGGUUCUAAAGGUUAAAAGCAAGCAAAAGUCACCGAGAAUGUUACUUAGAGCUAACGUGAAGCUUUUAAAGACUUAAAAAAGCAAAAUUUUAAGCAGGUACUAACAAAGAGGGAGGAUAUUUUCUGCACAAACUUUGACUUCGCAUUGAAGGGAUAGGGAGAUGGUGAUUCACAGAAACCCAGUACGCAAAUCAAACCAACUAAAAUAUUUUUCCUCAAAAUUGUCGUUAAAUUAAUUUCAGGGUUAUUCGUGUCCACAAAACCCUGUACCUUGAAUAUAUUUCGAUGUUAAUAUCACCUGCAGAGGAACAUUGGAAAAUGUUCCUGGGCAUUGGAAAUCAAACCAAUUUGAACUGAGUGAUGUGCAAACUCCAGCCCUUACGAGCUGUGCUGGGGUGCCACAACCAGAGCUGUGGGCUGUCUGCAGUUCUGUCUUGUACAGCUCACUAAUGGUGCUUCCACAGACUCUCAGGACAGAUGUCUUAGUUGCUAAUUGCAAAACCUGUGGUGGCUGUACAGGACUUGCUAGUUUGAAGCUGUGAGUAGUAAAGUUGGUUUAACGAACUGCUGUUGCUCUUGGAGCUGCGCUGCGGGGUUGGUGGUUGGAAUGGAUAAUGGUGUCUCUUAGUGUAGACAGAAUCCAGGAGUGAGCUUGCUGACUGUUCUCUGAGCUGUUCACAUGGAUGAUAGGUAGCUACAUUUAAAAUAUGUAACUUUCUAUAAUUGAUUUUCCAGAAGGAAGAUAAUAAGAAUCUUAACUGGUUCCAAAUGUUUGGCAUAAAAAAAGCCUAUAAAUGAAUCAUUUAUCAGUGUCAAAAUGACUGAAGAAUAUAACUAUACUUUAGAAAAAACCAAAUCCAGUUCCUGUUCUUGCCUAAACAUUGAUUACAGUACUGAGAAUGUGUAUUUUUUAAAAG